AUGGAGUUCAUGCUGCAAGGCUUCAGCAUCAUACGUCACGACUAUGGGAGGGGCAUCCUCAUCGCUGUCCGCGACCGGCCCGGCUUGACAUGGAAAACACUGGACUGCACCGACUUCGAACCAGGGGACUACCUGAUCCAAGGGGUGUCUGUUGGAGACGACCGACUGCGGGACGCCGUCAGCGUGUACAACGUGUACGCAUCACACUGCUCCGCCGUGGAUGACUGGCGGUUUCUGGAGCAGAUCGAGAACCUGCCAGGCCCCUCGCUGGUGCUCGGUGACUUCAAUGCGCGGUCUCCAGCCUGGUGCGCCAGCGGUCUACACAACUCUAACGGCAAGGCACUGGAAGAACUGCUCUCAGACUCCGGUCUGCAGCUGCUGACCUCCCCCACCCCGACGCGUCUAGCUGAUCGUCCGGGUGAUUCAGACACCACGAUCGACCUCGCCUUCUCCGCGGGGGAUGUGCCUGGCGACGUCUUCUGGGCCCCAACCUACCACGGUGCCAGCGACCACCUACUGGAGACUGCUCGCUCAGCCAGAAACAAGGCCGACGCCGUAUGGAAGCGGAUCACCCUCUCGUCCAAGCGCAGGUGUUGGGACGUCUUCUUGCAGGAGAGCUACAGAGACUCGGGCCAGUUCUGGCGUUUCAUCGGUUCCAUGGGCGACUCAAAACCGCAGACCUCCAGCAUGCAGAUGGUGGCGGGCUCCCGCAUCCUGCGUACCGACGAGGAGAAGGGAUCCGCCUUUCUGCAGCGUUUUGUUGACCAGUGCUCCCGCGGCGACAUGUCCAGGAGAGACGAAGCAAUCCGAGACCUUUCGUCCAGACUACCGCAACUCGCUCCAUCUGAACUCUUCGGCAUGGACGACCUCACUCGGGCGAUCGAGCGCAUAGGACAAGUAUCCCCAGGACCCGACAGGAUUCCAGCCUCUGCUCUCAAGAACCUCUCUGCUCAGUCGAAAAGUCGGCUCCUCUCAGAGAUCAACGAGUCCCUGGUCUCCGGCAUCGUGCCCACCGAGUGGUGCGACAGCGUCCUCGUCCCAGUUCCCAAGCCAGGGAAGGAUCACCACCGCCUCGAGGGCCACCGGAUAAUAGCAGUACAAAAUCUGCUUGGGAAGGUGGCUGAAUCCAUGGUAUGCGAGAGGCUGGCGUCACAUCUGGAGCCUCGGAUGCCUCCCGGCAUGGGCGCAUACCGCAAGGGACGGUCCACGUGGACAAACGCAGGGGUGGUAACGCACGUCAUCUCCGAGGCCUUCGAACGUCGAGAGCAAGCCGUCCUGGUCGCCCUCGAUCUUCAGGACGCUUACAACAUGGUGUCUCUCCCCAAGCUGGCCCACCGUCUCCUCGUCCUCGACACGGACGUGCGGCUGACCAGAUGGAUCAUGGCAGCGCUGCGAUCCCGGAGAUGCUCCAUGAAGUGUGGCAGGUGGAUGUCCGACUGGACGGACGUUCCCACCGCACUGCCCCAGGGGUCACCCCUCUCGCCCAUCUGCUUCAACGCCUACUUGCAGCCCAUCGCCUCCAUCAUCACGCCUGACAACGCAAUCCUUUUGUGCUACGCAGAUGACAUCACCAUCGUCGCGUGGCACAGGGACAUCUCCUCAGCAAUCGGCACCGCUCAGGAGGUGGUCAACAAUGUGAAGGCCGCAUGCGACCAUCUCGACAUGGUCAUCAACCCUCAGAAGGCAUCCGUCACUGUCUUUGGAAAGCGCCGCCCCACCCAACCGUUGGAAGCGGUGGUCUACGGGGGUGAACCCAUCUCCUACUCUGAUCAAGUAAAGCUGCUGGGCGUGACGCUGGACCCGGCUCUCACCUUUAACGCCCACGCCGACUCAGUGCGCAGCAGAUGCGUUCGCGCUCUGUCAACGCUGAAAGCGGCCUACAGCAGGGGAGUUGACUUGAGACGGAUCAGUCAUCUCUAUCGCUCGCUUGUCCUCUCUCGAAUCACCUACGGACUCGAGAUCAUCAAUCCGCUGAAGACAACGAUGGACAAGCUCGAGCGGAUCCAGAACAGCGCUCUCCGACUCGCCACCGGGUGCCCCAGACAGACGCCGGUCACUGCGCUGAGGUACAUGUUUGACCUGCCCUCCAUCGUCGACCUACACGAAGUCCUACGAGCCAGAGCGGUGUGCAUCGUCGCCUCCGACUGCGGCCAUCCCUUGCACGACUUCGUCGACCAAGCCCUGGCACGCGCUCCACUGGCACGUCUGCAGCGCACGGGCUGGCUGCGCGAUGGGACCAAAGCUCUGCGCGGUCUCUGCGGUCGGCACAAGAUCCGCAGAUCUCACCUGUGGUCUGCGACGCCUCCCGCCACCAGAUGCCGAUGGACCUUCAAGAUCGACCUCUUCAGCCGCACCGACCGUGAGCUACCACCACACGUAGUGAACGCCAUGUUUGAGGAGGUCCUGGCCGACACCAGCAGUGAGCUCCCACAGCCCCUCGUCGUCCUGGCCACUGACGGUUCUGUCACCACAAGCACCCCAAGAUCGGGAUGGGGGUGUGUGAUGAGGGAGUCAGACGGCAGCCUGCAGACCCACCGUGGAGGCUGUAACCUUCGCCUCUCUAGCAUGAGGGCUGAGCUGGAGGCCAUCUUCCGCGGUCUGGAUCUUGCCAGAAGCGCCCACCCUGAUCUAGCCGCGUGCAUCAUCUGCACCGACUCUCAGUCUCUCCUGCGCAAACUAGAGAGCGGAUCGGCUCCUCCGGAGUGGCACGACCUCCCUCAACAAGUCGUCUGGGUAUACUGCCCAGGGCACGCCGGAGUCCAACUGAACGACAGAGCCGAUCACCUGGCUGGCAGCGGUUCUGCUUCCGACUACCUGGAGCUCGGGACGCAGGACAUCCAACUCAUCAUACGGGAUCGACAGCUGAGCAGCCGCGACGACGGGUCGUGGGAGGAGAGGAGGAUGAGCGAGAGAGGCCUGCAGCGGGGUUGGGCGGCGAAAUCCACCUCCCGUGGCCGCGCUGCCCACACGAUGUGCCAGCUGGCCACUGGUACUCUCUCCCGAGCGGCGCUGACCAGGGUGUUCCAGCUAGGAGGAGCAGAGGCUGCUUGGGGCCAACUAUUGGGCCUCCGCCGGCUAACGACGCUGCCGCUCGACCAGUAA
Molecule: messenger RNA, 3102 nt
Organism: Amphibalanus amphitrite
Lineage: Eukaryota; Metazoa; Arthropoda; Thecostraca; Balanomorpha; Balanidae
Exons: 3
Coding region: 1-3102 (1033 amino acids)
Molecular function (GO): nucleic acid binding; RNA-DNA hybrid ribonuclease activity
Source: RefSeq, a predicted model, not a curated record